Messenger RNA from Caenorhabditis sp. 36 PRJEB53466, 1927 nucleotides. The record is from the annotation of a GenBank genome assembly. NCBI's taxonomy places the organism in Eukaryota, Metazoa, Nematoda, Chromadorea, Rhabditida, Rhabditidae.
AUGUCGCCACUGCCGGAGAACACGCUCAUCGGAAUGUGCAACCCACUUCUGGACAUUCAAACCACUGUGGAGAAGGUAAAAUCGAUGAAAAACCUGGAAAAACAUGCAAAAUUUGAUUUGCAGUCUUUCCUCGACAAAUGGGGACUCAAGGAGAACGACGCGAUUUUGUGCGACGACAAGCACGUCGAGAUGUUCGCCGAGCUCACGCGCGACUUCAAAGUCGAGUACAUCCCCGGAGGCGCCGCCCAGAACUCGCUCCGUGUCGCUCAGUGGAUUCUGAACGCGCCGAACCGCACCGUCUUCUUCGGCGCCGUCGGAAAGGACCAGUACGGAGAGAUGCUCGCGUCGAAGGCGAAAGCGGCCGGAGUGAACGUGCAAUAUCAGAUAAACGAGACGGUGAAGACCGGCACUUGCGCCGCCCUCAUCAACGGAACCCACCGGUAAGACCCUCGGAAUCCCGCGGGACCGAACUGAAUGCAUCGUUGCCGUGCUGAAAUGAUUUAAGAUCGCUGUGCGCUCACUUGGCCGCCGCUAACACCUUCACUCAAGACCAUUUGCAGAAGGACGAGAAUCAGAAGAUCAUCGAGCACGCCAAGUUCUUCUACGUCACUGUGAGUGGGCAGAUACGAAGGCAGAUUGUCGUUUUUUCCGGGAAAAACUAAACUUUUGGCCCAGUUGAAGUUGUCAGAUCGGACCCAAACUUUGCAUACUUCUUUGACUUGGAUUAAAGUAUCUAGUGGUCAUGUUUCAGACCGAUCCAAUUAUCUGGUCCCGAGAUAUAUUGAUUUGAAGCCAAACAGGCCGAGUUUUUCCUCAAAUCAGUAGAUCUUGGGACUGACUAAUCGGAUCGGUUUGAAACUUGGUUCCAAAAUACUUCAAUCCAAGCCCAAAACGUCUGCAAAGUUUGGAUCCGAUCGGAUUAUUGAAAGUAGGGCAGACCUUCAAAAAUCAUUUUAGUCACAAAAACUAUUGUCGUUUUGCAGGGCUUCUUCAUCACGGUCUGCCCGCCGGCGAUCCUCCAACUGGCCGCCCACUCGGCCGAAUUCAACAAGACCUUCACUCUCAACCUGUCCGCUCCAUUCAUCUCGCAGUUCUUCUUCGAGAAGCUCUCCGAGAUCCUUCCGUUCGUCGAUGUUCUGUUCGGAAACGAAGACGAGGCGGCCGCGUUCGCGAAGGCCAACGGAUGGGAGACGACGUGCGUGAAGGAGAUCGCUCUGAAGGCGGCCGCGCUGCCCAAGAAGACUUCCCGGCCGCGUCUCGUCGUGUUCACGCAGGGACCCGAGCCCGUCAUCGUCGUCGAGGGCGAUAAGGUGCGCGUUUUGUAUUUCUUAGCUCAUUUGCAAUAGUAAAAAAAGAUCUUUUUUGUCACUAAAAUGUAAAGGUCCUUUUGCUAGGGCCUUCCGAUGAGGUCCUAACUUGGCACAAACGUCCAUCUUGACUUGUAGUAUCAGUUUUGAAAGUUUCAGCCGGAUUUGAACAUCUGAUCCUGAGAUAUACUGAUUUUUGCGAAACUUGGGAACCUUUACAUCUCAAGUCUGCACAACUCCGUCUUCGAUAAUUCAAUCCGGCUGAAACAUUCAAAACAGAUGCUUCAAGUCAAGAUUAUGUGUUUGUGCCGAAUUAGGACCUCAUUGGAUGGCCCUAGCAAAAAGAUCUUUUCAUUUUUGUAACCAAAUAGACCUUUUCUACCUUGCCUCCAUCUAAAACAGUCUCAAUUCUGCAGGUGACCGAGUUCCCAGUGACCCGCCUCCAGAAGGAGGAGAUCGUCGACACGAACGGCGCCGGAGACGCGUUCGUCGGCGGAUUCCUCUCCCAGUUCAUUCAGUCGAAGGGCAUCGAGGCUUCGGUCACGUGCGGAUCCUACGCCGCGCAGGAGAUCAUCAAGAAGCACGGAUGCACGGUGCCGGAGGUGUGCAAGUACCACUAA